Siniperca chuatsi (mandarin fish) is the source of this 2497-nucleotide messenger RNA. RefSeq names its product aspartate aminotransferase, cytoplasmic-like. Gene Ontology annotation, molecular function: L-aspartate:2-oxoglutarate transaminase activity; pyridoxal phosphate binding. The record is from RefSeq and is a predicted model, not a curated record. The coding region runs from base 144 to 1376 and encodes 410 amino acids. Gene Ontology annotation, biological process: L-aspartate biosynthetic process. NCBI's taxonomy places the organism in Eukaryota, Metazoa, Chordata, Actinopteri, Centrarchiformes, Sinipercidae. The transcript has 9 exons. Gene Ontology annotation, cellular component: cytosol.
GACGAAUUGACGCCUAUUUCUGUCUGUCCUGAACCAGCGGGGUGAAGGUGAACCAGCCCGGCCUGUCUCUCUCUCUGCCCGUCGCUGGAAGCAUCCGCUCCCUGUCUCCUCCUGCACCGGGAUCAUCUUCCUUACCCUGAGCCAUGUCCAUAUUCAGCGACGUCCCGCAGGCUCCUCCGGUUGCGGUCUUCAAACUGACUGCUGAUUUCAGAGAGGACAGCCACCCGCAGAAGGUGAAUCUGGGAGUUGGAGCUUACCGUACCGAUGACUGCCAGCCUUGGGUGCUGCCGGUGGUGAAGAAGGUGGAGCGGCUGAUCGUGGAGGACGACAGCCUGAACCAUGAGUACCUGCCCAUCCUUGGUCUGCCCGAGUUCCGCUCCGCCUCCUCAAAGGUCGCCCUGGGAGACGACAGCCCCGCCAUCAAGGAGAACAGGGUGGGAGGGGUCCAGGCUCUGGGUGGGACAGGUGCGUUGAGGAUUGGCGCAGAGUUCCUGCGCCGUUGGUACAACGGCGUCAACAACACGGCCACGCCCAUCUACGUCUCAGCGCCCACCUGGGAGAACCACAAUGCUGUGUUUGCUGAUGCUGGCUUCAAAGACAUCCGUCCCUACCACUACUGGGAUGCUGCUAAUAGGGGCCUGGACUUCUCCGGGCUCGUGGAUGACCUGGAGAAAGCUCCAGAACACUCAAUCUUUGUCCUCCACGCCUGCGCGCACAACCCCACCGGCACCGACCCGACCCAGGAGGAGUGGAAGAAGAUCGCAGAGAUCAUGAAGAGGAGGAACUUGUUUGCGUUCUUUGACUCGGCUUAUCAGGGUUUCGCCUCUGGCAGUCUGGAUAAAGAUGCCUGGGCCAUCCGCUUCUUUGUAUCCGAGGGUUUUGAGCUGUUUGUAGCUCAGUCCUUCUCCAAAAACUUCGGCCUUUACAAUGAGAGAGUUGGCAACUUGACCGUUGUUGCCCAGGACAGCGAGAACCUGACCCGCAUCCUGUCCCAGAUGGAGAAGAUUGUUAGGACGACUUGGUCCAACCCGCCGUCUCAGGGAGCACGCAUCGUCAGCAAGACCCUCAACAGCCCUGAGCUCUUUGCUGAAUGGAAGGGUAAUGUGAAGACCAUGGCAGACCGUGUCCUGUUGAUGAGGGAUCAGCUGAAGACCAAGCUGCAGGGUCUGGGCACCCCGGGGACCUGGGACCACAUCACCCAGCAAAUUGGCAUGUUCAGCUUCACCGGCCUGAACCCCAAACAGGUGGAGUACAUGAUCAAAGAGAAGCACGUGUACCUGAUGGCCAGCGGUCGCAUCAACAUGUGCGGUCUGACCACCAAGAACAUCGACUAUGUCGCUCAGUCCAUCCACGAGACCGUCACCAAGGUCCAGUAAAGGCUGCAUCUGUCCGCCCACUUCCUGCCUCCUGUGCGCCACAGGAAGUAUCGUCAUGUGUGUGCCCUUGUACCCUUCCUCUGAUUAUCCUAACCUCCGAUUGGUUAAACUGCAGCAGGGAGUUUGCACUUGCAGUUGAACCAAUGGGAGGAUGGAUGAUUUUCUGUUCCCACAUGAAGGUAUAAAACUUUGGGAGGUGCAAUGAUUUUUGGAAGACACUUGAACGCACACAGCCAGGUCUCACUGUCAGCAGAGCUUCAUACACGAAUGUGUAGAAGUUAAAAAGUUAAAAUGUAUUUUAUCCAGGUCCCUUCAUUUGCAGAUUGCUUGUUUUUGUGGUAUCUAAAUCAUUUCUGGUCACAACAUCUCACUUGAAUUUUUGUUUGGCAUGUAAUAUUUUUAAUUAAAUUGUAGUGCUUCCUCAAUUAUUUAUAGCACUUCAUGUAUCUGUAGUAUUGAACAAAAUGGCGUUAAUGUAAAUAGAUGGCAUCACUGUUAGAGGUCCUACUAUUUACUGCAUAAAGACUGAACUCCCGCUUUACUUCACCUCUGAGCUCAUGACAAAUCAGUUUUUUCAGCCAUAAGACUUUACGGUUACUUACAGAUUACAGUACCAAUUAAUUAUUGUAUCACUCUGUAUAUGAAGCGAAGAAUUGUUCAUAAAACUUGUUGGUAUGCUCUUUCAUUUUAGGACAUUUCAUAUGCUGAAGUCUAAAGAGGGGCAUUAUGAGUACAACGGCUAUUGUCUCUUUCACGUUACUGUGUUGAAAGGUCACUUAAAGGUAAUGCAUGUGCCUGAUGUUGUAAGUUUUGCCUUGUCAGACCUGUGCAGCUACGUAGAAGAUCCUAAUGUUAGUUGAAGUUCACAAAGCGACUUUCUGCCAUCAGUGAACAAAAUCACCUCUCUUUUUCUGUUAUUUUCUUUCCACCCUGCAGUGCCCUUAUUGUGUUACAGAAAGCUUCUGUAAAGUUGAUUGUUGUAAUGAGCCACUUUGAUCAGACCUCAGAGCCUGACACUUGUAAGCCAAACAACAACACUCCGAUUAUGUGCUAUGUUAUGUAAUGGCACACAGCUGUAUGUGUGUUCAUACUGAAAUAAAUUAUAAACCACAGGAACCACA